GCUUGAAGCUUCAAUUCCAAAACCCAUUAAACCAGUGACCAAUUAUCGUCCUUAUUUCAGAAGAAAGAAACAAACCCAGAACCCAACAAUGCUCAACAGUCUCUCAAGUCUCUGCCUUUAUCGUCCUCUGCGCACUGCACUCUUCUUCUCCACCCACAACUUGCUAAGCACUCCCAUAUCAUCUAAUACUUCACUUCGUAUUUGUUCAUGCUCUUCCUCCAGUUCCACCCAGGUCCAGAUUGCACCAGCUAAGGUGGAGCAGCAUGAGGAGCAGAGCAUUGAUGUGCCUAAAGUUGAAGUCUUGAAGCAGAAAUUGGAGCUUCUUGGGAUUAACUGUGAUAGUUCUUGUGUGCCUGGACAUUAUAGUAAUGUGCUGUGUCCAAAGUGCAAUGGUGGGAAGUCACUGGAGAGGAGCUUGUCUCUUUACAUUGUCGAAAAAGGGGAUUUAGCAAGGUGGAGGUGUUUUCGAACUGAUUGUAAUUGGGCAGACAAGGUGUUUUUAGAAGGCAAAGCAGGACACGAUGAGGUGAAGAAUAAGAUAGAGUUUCAGCCGUUUAGGCAAAUGACAGUGGAAGGCCUCAGGCUAGUACCAAUAGGAGAAAAGAUAACAGCCUACUUCAGUGAGCGGCAUAUAUCUCAGAAAACUUUGUGGAGAAAUGCCGUAAUGAAACUCUCUAAUGACGUGCAACGUUCUAAGGAGGAUGUCAUUGCAUUUACUUAUAGACACAACGGAAUAAUUGUUGGUUGCAAGUACCGGACCCUAGAUAAACGAUUCUGGACGGAGAGGGGUUCAAAGAAGAUAUUAUAUGGAAUUGAUGAUAUAAAUGGUGCAACUGAAAUUAUCAUUGUUGAAGGUGAAAUAGAUAAGCUUUCUAUGGAGGAAGCUGGCUUCUUCAAUUGUGUGAGUGCUCCUGGGGGUGGAGCAGGAAAGAAUUCUCCUAUAUUGCCAUCUGCGGAAAAGGACACAACAUUUCAGUACCUGUGGAAUUGCAAACAUGAGUUGGAUAAGGUUUCUCGGAUAAUCCUGGCAACUGACAAUGAUGCAACAGGCCAAGCAUUGGCCAGAGCACUAGCACGUCGCCUUGGGACAGACAGAUGUUGGCAAGUGAGCUGGCCAAAGAAAGAUGAAUCUAGCUGUUUUAAAGAUGCUAAUGAGGUUCUCAAAUGUCUGGGACCUGAUGUUUUGAGAAAGAUAAUUGAAAGUGCAGAACCAUAUCAGCUAUGCAUCUCAGAGACAGACAAAGUAGAAUAAAGUUCAGACUUCAGAUCAAGUAAAUGCACAGAUGCAAACACUGGCUCAGUAGGCUCGUAGCGCACAUUAAUGAACUUGAAGGCUGUAUAGUUCUUCCCGUAUUUUGUGAUUCAUCGCAACAGGGGUUCCCUUUGAAUUAUUUGACAGAAGUAUAGAAGAGGUUAACAAUCAUUGCUUAGUAUGUAUAGGAAGGUGCUUGCUAUGGGUUAAAGUUAUGGGACACGA
This is a messenger RNA of Argentina anserina (silverweed cinquefoil), 1477 nucleotides long. Its product is annotated as primase homolog protein-like. The transcript is spliced from 13 exons. Gene Ontology annotation, molecular function: single-stranded DNA binding; 5'-3' DNA helicase activity. Lineage: Eukaryota; Viridiplantae; Streptophyta; Magnoliopsida; Rosales; Rosaceae. The record is from RefSeq and is a predicted model, not a curated record. Bases 89 to 1252 code for a protein of 387 amino acids.